AUGGAACCACACUCACAGCAACCAACUGAGGAUGGGGGAAGCAACAAAGCCUCCGGGAGUAGUGCUAACAUGCUUUGCAGGCAGAGCAGUACCAGGUGGACUCCCACGACUGAUCAAAUUAGAAUCCUCAAGGAGCUUUACUACAACAAAGGAGUUAGGUCCCCCAGUGCAGAGCAGAUUCAGAGGAUCUGUCUCCAGCUGAAACGGUACGGAAAGAUCGAAGGCAAGAAUGUAUUUUACUGGUUUCAGAACCAUAAGGCUCGGGAGAGGCAGAAGAAGAGGUUCACUUCGGAUGUUCAUGUGCCCAUGCAAAAGUCGGGGCUUGUUGGGAAUGGUAACGGUACCAACUGGAAACCUGAGGAGUAUAUGAACAUGAACAACAAGUACUCCAACAUUUGUCAUGGGGUUUCUUCUGCAUCAGCUUCUGCUUCUUCAGCUGGUGUGAUUGCUUUUAAUGGGCAGUUGGGGAACUAUGGUGGUUAUGAAUCUAUGAACAUGGAGAAGACCUUUAGGGAUUGUUCAAUCUCAGCUGGAGGGGCAACAAGUACUACUGGUGUUGGUGUUGGUGGAUCCAUCACUCACAAUUUCGGGUCAUGGGUCGGCGGCAGUGUUGACCCGUAUUCAUCCUCGUCCUACACUACUAGUACUAGUACUACUUUCUUUGACAUGAAAGAACAAACUUUCAUGGACCAACUAGAAGAAGAUCACCAGGAGAUUGAAACCCUCCCACUGUUCCCCAUGCACGGUGAGGACAUCUUUGGCAACAGCAAGACUUCUUCUGAGGGCGGCAGCGGAUACGGCUACUACUCCGGUGGCUGGGGUGGCUACAACGGUGGCUCUCGCACUUCCCUUGAGCUCAGCCUCAAUUCCUACGGCUACAACACCCCUAAUUACUACUGA
Molecule: messenger RNA, 900 nt
Organism: Argentina anserina (silverweed cinquefoil)
Lineage: Eukaryota; Viridiplantae; Streptophyta; Magnoliopsida; Rosales; Rosaceae
Product: protein WUSCHEL
Exons: 3
Coding region: 1-900 (299 amino acids)
Biological process (GO): plant organ development
Molecular function (GO): DNA-binding transcription factor activity; DNA binding
Source: RefSeq, a predicted model, not a curated record